AUGGACAAAGAGAUGAAGCUGGCGGCAGACGAGAGAAAAAAAGACGAAGAAAUUAUACACUUCAUGAAAAAGGUUGUGAAUGUUUUGUUCCUUUUCGAAUUAAAGGCUGAAGACGAGUGGAAACCAGAAGAUGAUGGCCUCGAGUCUUCUAACCCCGAUGACGUAAAACUAGACAAAGAAUAUUGA
This is a messenger RNA of Racocetra persica, 186 nucleotides long. The record is from the annotation of a GenBank genome assembly. NCBI's taxonomy places the organism in Eukaryota, Fungi, Glomeromycota, Glomeromycetes, Diversisporales, Gigasporaceae.